AUGAUUGUACAGAGGUGUAUCCGAAGGCGAGCGUGCAGUAUCUUGGGACAGCGAUGGAACUCAGAUCAUUCUUUGCUCAAACAACUCAUUCCCGACCUUGCAAAUGAGACUGAUGUUGAUGUUGUAAAGAAACAGGCACUGAACAAAACAAACACUGCUAAUACAGCAACUACUGCAGCUGACACCAACACUUUGUCUGCACCACCGCAUGAACAAAUGCCUCCAAAAAAACCACAAUCGAAAAGGGUGAUUCUUUCUCGUUCUGAACUUAGAGGCUACAAAAAGAAUCGUCAUCACAGCUCAAAUCAAACAGCUUCACGCCGAGGGCCAAAUAGUUCAGCUUCUGAGUUUAAAAAGGAAAUGCCACGAGUUGACCCAUACUCGUUGGCAAGACUUUUUUCAUCAUUUGAACAACUGAAUUCAAAAACAAGCAGGGAUUCAAGUGCAGAAGGAGAUACUGAAACUGUACUGGAAAUUGCUGGAAAGUCAAAUACAACUACCGAUUCAAAUGCUAAUCCCAACACAUCUGCUGCUUCUGCUUCUUCUUCCUCUUCUUCCUCCUCUUCUCUAAAUGAUGCCGAGAGCUUGAUGAGCUAUAUCGAUAGCUUCAAACCAUUUGAAACAAAGAUUAGUCAAACAAGGUACGAUAGUAUUGCAAAAGAAUUAAACAGCGCAUUGACCAAAAGUCAACUUCAAGAGUAUGUCACCCACAUUAGAGCAAAGUCACAUGGUGCUAUUAGAAUCAAUAGAUCAGCAACAAAAGGUAUAAUCAUCAAGAACAUAAUGAGCCAAGUAUGGAAAAUAGAAGUAUCCAAAACCGCUGGCCUGGUGGAUUUCUUAUUAAGCACAAAACUGUUUGAUUUGAGCCCCACCUUGGAAUAUUUCUUGAGAAAACCCAAAUCGAGCUUUAUGAAACAUCUUGCAGCAUCAAAAAUACACGCCAAAAUUGUACACCAUAGGUUGAUUAUAUCAGGUAUGACUACAAAGCUUGGCUUGGUUGAAGGUGAAUUUGCACAAUACUCUGCAAACUUGAAAUCUGAAAAAGUGCAAUUAUCCGAAAACGUUGAUAAUUUAGUGCUUGAUAAAGUGUUUACACAGUAUGCAAAACAAAUUAUGGAAGUUGCACUGGUUCAUUUAAGCAAAAAUUGUGCAAAGGAAUUCACCAUUAGUGCUGAGUCAGACGAAGGUAUUGUUCUCGCAAAGAGAUUGAUUGCUUGGUGCAUUGGCGAUUCUAAUCCACAUAUCAAAAAUGAAGUAUUUGACAACAAGGGAAGCGGCAACGACAACAACAACAACAACAACAGCAACAGCAACAGCAACAGCAACAUCCACGAUAAGCAAGGGCUGUUAUCAAAUGCAAGUUAUGUUCCAUUUAUCAAUAAAGAAUCUUGGCCAUGGCAUUCCAAAAACAAUCAAUACUUCAAAAUCAGUAAAGAAGAUAUUAGACCCGGGCGCUACAAUGAUUUACUAUUUGAGAAAUUUGAUAUGAUGAAUGAUUUAUUCAUAAAGGAUGAAGAUAUUGGUGAAUUGGAAAACUAUUCCUUGGCAUUGAACAUCAAUGGCGAUACAUCAAUUAAUGAGGACCCAUUUUUAAAUAACGAUACAUCAGAUCAAUUACUCAAAUCUUUAGAUGGGCAAAAUGAUACUAUUGAAAGUAAGAAUAAGUCUAAUGACGAUGAAAGUAAAAGCAAGAUAUCUUAUUGGGAUGGUAUCAUCAAAAAUCACAGUACAUCUCCGCUGUUGAAGGAGGAAAAAGAUAAACACACCAAUCUUGAGGAUUUGCGCCAUCAGUUGGGUAAAUUUGCCGAUAAUGAGUUUGAUGAAAAUGAGUUCCCCGAUGUAUCAAAAUUGAUUGAAGAUGUUGAAGGAAAGAGUAAUGAUGAUGUUUUGGAAAAUUUGAGAAAAGAGUUGGGUGCAUUUAGUGAAGAACCUCUACCAGAAAGUGAAGGACUUCUGAUGUUUGAUGAACUACUUGAAGGAGUAGAUACAAAAGAACCAAAGAAUGUUGAAGAAGAACAAAUAAUGGGUAUAGAACAUGAAGACAACGUACCUGAAACAUCAGCACUGCAAGAAUUUGGUAAAGAAAUAAUUGACGAAAUCUACAAUCAAUUAAAUGACUUGAGUUUUGCCAAUAGUCUUUAUGGUGUAAGCGAAGAAUCUGAGUUAGGUAAGGCAUUUACUUUGCAGUUUGGAUCAAUUGUUUUUGAAGAAUCAAAACCGGUUUCUAAGCUUCUUAAAUCAACCAAUCAACAGCCAACACCUGUAACUUCCGAUACGAAAUUCAAAUUUACCACAAAUGUUCCGUUUGUAAAAGAUCUUGCAACAUCGUACCCUAGUCUCACUACUGGAACACAUCUGUACACAAACAAGUUCCAAAUCCGUCUUACUCCAUCAAUAUUUCAAAACAUGGGCACCACUAAUAACAACGAUGCAUCAAGUGUGAUUGAUUUUGCAAAAUUCCCACCAGUUGAAUUCCAGGCCGAGUUAGAUGGAUAUGGACAAAUCAAAUUGGACACUAUUGAGUUGUUAACAAUUGAGGCAAUGAAAAACAUUGCUGUGCCUUUAUUCAAUAUGCCGCACGAUAUUCAAGUGACAAAAACUAGGAUUGGGGACCUUUUAAAGCCACAGCUUAAGAAGACAAAGAAAAGCAAGACUUUUAGUCAAACUAAUAUUGACAAUCAACCGGAAUUUGCUCACUUUUUGCAGAAAUCAAACUUGGUGUUUGACGGCAAGUCGGAUGUCUAUGUGGCACCUUAUGUUGAUCUACUUGUAAAUAAUACCAAAGUGAGAUACGAUUUUGCCCAUCUCACAGUAAAGACGGAAAUGAACUUUGAGUUUGGAGAAAGACAAUUGCAAUUGAAUAUCAAUGAAGGUGGUCAAUAUGGAGGUAGAAGUUUUGAAGUCAUGAUGGGUGAAGGUGACUUGUCUAGAGAUGAGUUUGAAGAAUUCCUCAACGAUGCAUUGCAGUUUAUAAACAAUAUCAAUUGA
Lodderomyces elongisporus is the source of this 2988-nucleotide messenger RNA. RefSeq lists its product as uncharacterized. Bases 1 to 2988 code for a protein of 995 amino acids. The transcript has a single exon. The record is from RefSeq and is a predicted model, not a curated record. NCBI's taxonomy places the organism in Eukaryota, Fungi, Ascomycota, Pichiomycetes, Serinales, Debaryomycetaceae.